AUGUUAUUGAGUGAGGAGGAGGUGCCAAAAUUAUUAAAAAGGAAGCAUGUUAUAUCAGGAUAUCGACCAUUGAAUCAAUCCACGUGGUUUUAUUUGAAAUCUGCAUUCACUUCACAUAAUGAAGUGGUGAGUCCCAUCAACAUCUUUGAAGCUAAAAAAAAAGAAACAUACAUUUCAGUUUAAUGUUUGGACACAUUUUCUGCCUGGGAUAAUAUUCCUCUUCACUUAUCUUAUACCUGAAUUACGAUCUGAUCAUCCACGAGUACCCGUAAUUAUUUUAGCCGUUGGUAUAGUUCAUCUGUUAGUCGCUUCUGGAACUGCACAUUUGAUGCAUUCUCGAUCACAACUUAGUCAUGUUUUUUGGUUUUUGAUUGAUUUUAGUGGUAUUGCACUUUUUGGAAUUACGAUUGGUUUACAACGAUAUAGUUGUAGCGAUGAUUUAGGGCUUUUUAUGAGUGUGGUAAGUGUUUCAGGGUUUUUUUUUAACUUUGGGAAAUUGUUUUGAAAUUCCAAAAAAAAAAUUUAAUGUAAAAUUUUUGAGAAACAGUUUACGUUACCCCAAAAAAAUGAUUUUAAUAGGAGAAACCAUUUUCGAAAUUAAUUUUUGAGAUUAAGGCCACGUGGAAAACUAAUAAUUGAAUUUUGAAAUUCAUUCCGUUAUUUUUUCAGGCCUAUGUUCCACUUCUUCUCAUAGUUGUUCUAAUCGGCCAAUAUUUCUCAACAUGCUAUCUUUUUUGUUUUCCAACCUCAUUACAAACAUCGAAUGGAACUUCGAAUGGGCUCUUGCUUCCUACUUGCAUGUUGGCUUUAUAUUCCAUUACAUUAUCGAUAUUUGUCUGA
Messenger RNA from Caenorhabditis angaria, 840 nucleotides. Lineage: Eukaryota; Metazoa; Nematoda; Chromadorea; Rhabditida; Rhabditidae. The record is from the annotation of a GenBank genome assembly.